GCUUCGCGGCGGGGCGGGGUUCGGGAUGCAGCCGGAACCGAAAGAGAGCUGGGCUCGGCGUGGCCCAGGUCGGUCUGUGCGCCGCGGCGCCACUCUGCGGACCUGGGUGUCGCUCCGCUCAGGUCCUGAAUAAGUUCCCGUGGCGCUGGUUCGAAAGUUACUUCCGGAGGGGAAUUUGAGCUCCGGGGAGGCGGAGGACCUCGCCUGGUGCAUACCAACGCUUUCGUGCGGAGCCUGGGCCAGAAACCUGGGCUCCUCAUGGCCUGGUCCCGGCCUUUCCUCCCACGAGUGGAACAGUAGGAGGAGCCUGAGCUCCAGAGUUUGGCUAGGGUUCGAAUCCGUAUGGCCGUGUUACCGUGGGCAAGUCACGGUUUCUUUCUGGCCCUCAGUUUCGUCCUCUGAAAUGGACAUGCGCUCUUGUUCUGCGGGUGAAACGAGGUGGCUCUGAAGAGUGGUGAGUUAGAAGAGACCCCACGCAGCAAGCAGCUUGGCCAUGGCAUCUGACCUGGACUUCUCACCUCCAGAGGUGCCGGAGCCCACUUUCCUGGAGGACCUGCUACGGUAUGGACUCUUCCUGGGAGCCGUCUUCCAGCUCAUCUGCGUGCUGGCCAUCAUUGUACCCAUUCCCAAGUCUUACGAGGCGGAGGCUGAACCAUCUGAGCCCAGAAGUGCUGAGGUGACGAGGAAGCCCAAGACUACUGUUCCUUCUGUGAACAAGAGGCCCAAGAAAGAGACCAAGAAGAAGCGGUAGAAGAGGAGGCCCGAGGAGCCGGGCAGGCAGGGAGAGGGCCUUGGGGACAGCCCUCCUGGGAAUCUACAUCCUGUUCCCCUCUCCGUCCCAGGCUCAGGGUCCGAGGAGGCCACAACGCCCUCUGACCGCAGAGAUCUAAACAGUCAUGACAGUCCCCAGGCUCCAGCUGGGCAGUCUACCACUUCCUCUUCCUUCUGCCUCUGUGACGGUUUGGAGUCAAGGGGACUGAAACACACCGUGAGCAAAGACUGUAUUAGGAGGUUUGUUCAGAAGUCAGGUCAGCUCACAGAGUCACACUUUCUUACUUAGUCAUGUGUGCAGCCUUGAGUCAUCCCCUCCUUGUGGUUGACACUACAUUUUGGAGUCAUUAAUGCUGACGAGCACACCCUCUCCCAUUAUUUGUGCACUACGGAUCUCCUGCUAACCAGUCACCUUUGCUGCUGCUGUGUAGACAGAGCCAGGCCUCACCUGUUUGUUUAGACCAAGACACCAUGGCCAUGCAACAUUCGUGAUCCCCCUAGCUGUGACAGCCAGGCCCAGAAAAUGGCCGAUGUGAGAGCCAGCAGAUGGCCCAGGCCGGGGUAGGCAGUGCCUGCAUCUGCUCCGUCAGGUGCAGGGAUUUGGCUGAAGGCAUGCAUAUUUCCUGGGCACAGACUUCCCAAGCCUCUGAAAUGGGAGGCUCGUCAAUUUCAGACCAACUUCCUUUCUACCCAUCAUAGCACGUUCAAGGUGUGCCUUUUCCUUCCACCUGUACAUCCCCCGUCCCUUCAAUUCUUCCAUUCCCUGAUCUGCGAGAGUUCCUGGGGGAAGCGUGGUGAAUAAACUGACAUGCAUGCUGAA
This is a messenger RNA of Sapajus apella (tufted capuchin), 1591 nucleotides long. It is a transcript of the gene MANBAL, whose product is annotated as mannosidase beta like. The transcript is spliced from 3 exons. Gene Ontology annotation, cellular component: membrane. Bases 494 to 751 code for a protein of 85 amino acids. NCBI's taxonomy places the organism in Eukaryota, Metazoa, Chordata, Mammalia, Primates, Cebidae. The record is from RefSeq and is a predicted model, not a curated record.